CCAACUGCCAACAGCUGUUGCUCAUUUUCACAAUGGUCCCGCCCAUACAGUGCUGAGUCUGGCAGCUCUGAACAGCAGAUGACAAGCAGAGCUCUGUUAAAGGAAGAGGUCUGAAGCGAGGACAGGAAACUCGGUACCAAGGUCUGCUGCUGCUGAACCGGGCCAGAGCCAGACCUCGUCCUCAUCUUCCAUCUUCUGCCUCCUGAUGCUCCGGCGGACACACAGCGAAGCUCGGCGAGCGAACGCAGCCUGCUGGCUGGGACAACUGGCACCAUGAUGGCGCUGCUGAGGAAGUUUUUAGUCGCUGUGGCAGUGGUCAGCUGCAUACUAUGCAUCUAUGUCCUGUUCUUGAACUUAGAGUGGACCUCGCCUGCUGUCACACCUGUCAGGAUUCAAGAUGUCACCCAGAGGACACACAGCAGUUCAGAAGAACCCAAAGAGCUUCAUGGCAGACAGAACAACCACUACCAGCUACUGGUGUCCACCCCCCCCACCAAAGUUCUACCAGUCCAAAAUUUAAAGACUCAAGCAGCCACUGUGCUCCAAGUGCACAAACAAGUACAGGGCAAUGUCUCAACUUCCCCUUUCUGGUCUGACAAGCUGAAGAAAGCAAACAAGUCCACAGGAGUUCAGCCCACAAAGCCAGCCGGACCCAAAGAUCCGCCUUACGUUGGAGACUUUUACAUGAGUGAAAAUGUCUCUCUGCACACGCUCUGUCCUGACGGCAUCCGAGCCCGAGUCAAGAGCUCAGAGUUUGGGAAGAGAUUUCUGGAGCAGAUUCCAGUCGUACAGUCGCUCAAACAUGCAGCUCCUGAGCAGUACCAGCGACUGAGACGUUAUCCAGGAACUCACGGCUGGGGAGGCGUCGACUUCAAAACUCUGGUGGAAACUCUGUCUGUCCUCAACACGUCUGCCAACCAGGAGAUGCUGGACGACUGGCAGAGCCGCAGCAACGACGCACGCUGCAGGCGCUGCGCUGUGGUUGGAAACGGAGGGAUUCUGAAUGGCUCAAAGAAAGGCAAGGAGAUAGACGAUCACCACUACAUCUUCAGGACCAACGGCGCUGUCAUCAAGGGCUUCGAGGAGGACGUGGGCUCCCGGACCACUCACUACACCUUCUCCACAAACACACUGAUGAACUCCAUGAGGAGCUACUCCAGAUAUGGCUACAGGAGGCCUCCUGUGUCCAAGGAAACCAGAUACGUCUUCCUCCCAGAUCAUGACCGGGAUUACCUGCUGGCAAAGGCAGCGGCAACACACACCUUGGUGGAGAGGGGGGCUGAGAGGAACAGAGAUCCGAAAAAGUACUUUGGAGAGGACGUGUCUGCAGAAAAGCUCAAGAUCUACCAUCCUGAUUUUGUCCGUUACCUCAGGAACAGAUUCCUUCGAUCCAGCAUUCUCAAAGGAAGAUACAGGAACAUUUACCGUCCAUCUACGGGUGCUGUCAUGCUGCUGGCUGCACUGCACUCCUGCGAUCAGGUGAAUGCAUAUGGCUUCAUGACCCCUGACUACAGGAACUACUCUGAUCACUACUUUGACACCAAGUACCAUCCAGUAGCCUUCUUUGCCAACCAUGACUUUCGGCUGGAGAUGAAACUGUGGCAGCAGCUGCACAAAGCGGGCCUGAUAAAUCUCUACAUGCGCCAACGAUGACCUCAUGACUGCAUCUGGGCGUGGUACCAUGAGGGAACAUUAAGGACAAAAGGUCUGACGACUGCUGGAGAGAGCAUGUCAAAGAUGGUUUUCCUGUAGGGAAUUUAGUUUGAAACAGCUGCUGUCUCUUUCUUUUCAGGAUGAAGAUUUAGGCUUGUUAACUAUUUAAUAUAAAGAUAUUUAUUUAUGCUGUAGGCUGGGAUUUGUGGGUUCAAAUUAGGUCCUGGGUACACAAAAAUGUCUGAAAUCGGUGAAAAAUGUUGUUGAAAGUGUGUUCAGUUUAAAACUUGCUGGAAUGAAGAUGGAUGAACCACUAAUGUCUAGCGUAUUUACUGCUGACACACUGCUGCUAACAUUGUCUUGACCUUUUUGGACCCCAUUUGUGAAGUUCUGCUGGAUUGAGCCUCAAUGUUAAUGACAGUGAUUGGAUCUGCACACAGCUCAAAUCUGUUCAAAAUAACGUGUCUGGAAAGUGUUUUAAACAUAUUAGACUAAGAACAGAGUGACACUCAAAGAGGAGGUGGUAUACGUUUUAAAGAAGAUGUGCACCUUCACUGGAAAGGUUAAGUAUGGGGUGGUGGGGGUUGUUAAAGAAGUUUUCUCUUUUUAUGAUUGCUUUCGUCUCAUUUGUUUAACUGGUUUCUCUACAUUUGUUUUUAAAACUUUACCAUGGCUUUAGCAGCGUCUGUUAGUGUGACACAUCAUUCAGAAAGUUGCCUCCAGACGUUUUUCCUUUGUAAGGGUGCGGAGCUCUUUUCAAAUGGCAUUCUGAGGUUUAAAUUCUAGUUUCCAUCAGGAAGUUUUGGCCUGUUUUUGUCUUGACAGGGGAAACCGUUCAGAAAUCGGACUUAGUUUCAAUAUGAGGGAAAGGAAACGUAAUCAGACGGAUGUUCUUCUCCUGUUCUCAUGAUGGUGUCUGAAGAGCCCUCACAGAUCAUUUGUUAGGUUUAUGUGAUAGCUCUGCAGUUCUUCAAUAAAAGAAAUGAACCUGAA
Molecule: messenger RNA, 2646 nt
Organism: Oryzias melastigma (Indian medaka)
Lineage: Eukaryota; Metazoa; Chordata; Actinopteri; Beloniformes; Adrianichthyidae
Gene: st6galnac
Product: ST6 (alpha-N-acetyl-neuraminyl-2,3-beta-galactosyl-1,3)-N-acetylgalactosaminide alpha-2,6-sialyltransferase
Exons: 10
Coding region: 274-1653 (459 amino acids)
Molecular function (GO): sialyltransferase activity
Source: RefSeq, a predicted model, not a curated record